This is a messenger RNA of Blastomyces gilchristii SLH14081, 2460 nucleotides long. Its product is annotated as DNA damage-inducible protein 1. Gene Ontology annotation, molecular function: protein binding; aspartic-type endopeptidase activity. Gene Ontology annotation, biological process: proteolysis. Lineage: Eukaryota; Fungi; Ascomycota; Eurotiomycetes; Onygenales; Ajellomycetaceae. The transcript has 6 exons. The coding region runs from base 442 to 2460 and encodes 672 amino acids. The record is from RefSeq and is a predicted model, not a curated record.
UAAAUAUCAUAGCUUUGCUGGGUGCGCCAGGCAGGUUCUCACAAACAGGUUGUUCGGACAGAGCGUAGAGCAGCCAUGAUUACCUUUUUUCUCCCAGGAAUACAUGGAGUCUAUUGAAUUCUUCGAAAAUUUCCCUAUGGAAGGAAACAUCUGAUUAGCCUGCUCACGAAAACCUUGAUGUACUCUACUCUCCGGCACCAAAAUGCAUGCUUGGAAACAACCAACGGAAAUGCACCCUGCCAAUCGCUGGUGGCCUGUUUCAGCUGUUGGCAUGCGCUAUUUUCCUAUGCCAGAAACUGACAGAAUUUUCGAAUACGCUUAAUCCUCCUAUCCGAGCAUCGACGUUGCAUGAUCGCCACUCAAAAAGUCAUCUUCUCCUGUCUCGGGGACUGCAAUCGGACGAAGAAGUAAAUGGAUCGCAAUUUCAUUGGUGCGUGAGGAAUGAGAGAAGACGGCAAACAUACCGUAGGCUGGUCUGGAGAGCUCGACCUGCGCGAGUCAUGUAUUAUUGAAGCUCCAACCAACCACAAUGAAUGGAUAGGAUAUCAUCCCAAAAUUCAUGUAGAUUCAUUCCCGACUGGCCAUGAGGAUAUAAAACCAUAUUCCCUGAAAGGGCAUUUCACCUGCAUAAGAAGCGCCAGCAAUCCAGAAGAGCACCAUGAAUUUCAGCGCGUAGGCGACAUCGUCCGCUUUCCAAAGCUGGCUUGGCGUGUGUCCAUCGGUAAGUGGCGUAUGCAUCGCGCGUUGUUCAUCAGCGGGGUUGGCGGAUGGUGCAAAGAACCACCAAACGAGGCAAACGGGCUUGCCUCGAACCGGCGAAUAUGCAAUGGACACCAGGCUAUUAAGUUAGGCAGACACUUGCUACGCAGCUUGGAAGGCCAGCGAAGGCUCAGGAACAAACCACUCCAUUGCCUGCUCCAUUGGAGUCUUGGAGCGGCUUUCCAUGGAAGUACCAGUACUCCGUACUUCGUGAACAUCCCGCAACAUCACAGCUUUGCUCGUUACGUCGAACAGCUUUAUCGAACCCUUGGCCUGACAGGCCUCCUUCGUUCAACCAUGAGAAUCUCGCUUUCCGUGGUCGCAUCGGACAUACAGGUCGACUCCGAAUUUAUCUCCCUCGAUGUUGGCGAUGACAUGACCGUCGCAGAUCUAAAGGCUGUCAUCCAAAGCGAUAUAAACAUACCUUCGUCGGCACUACGCCUCUUCUUCAAUAACAAACUCCUAACAAGCGAUUCCCAGACUUUAGCUCAAGCCGCGAUUCGGGAGGGGGACAUGCUUGCCAUGCAGAUCCAGACCCAGACACCACGGCCCCAGCAACAACAGCAACAGCAAAACAACGUACGUCGUCAAGCGGGAGGGAACGCAUCUAUACAAAAUGCACUAGCCAGCAGGCAGGCGGAAAUGCCGGAUCCUGAGACGCUACGGCUGCAUAUGCUUGGGGACCCUAGAGUGCUGGAGGGAGUGAGAAGACAAAAUCCAGCCCUAGCGGAGGUGGCUGACAAUGCUCAGCGGUUCCGUGAGGUGUUACUUACGCAGCAACGGCAAGAAGCAGAGGCGUUGGCGGCGAGGGAGGCACGGAUUGCGAUGUUAAAUUCGGAUCCCUUUAAUGUAGACGCGCAGAAGGAGAUUGAAGAAAUUAUUCGUCAAAAUGCGGUUAUGGAGAAUCUGCAAGCUGCGAUGGAGCAUACGCCAGAAGCUUUUGGUCGAGUGACCAUGUUGUACGUUCCUGUCGAAGUGAAUGGCCACCGUGUUAAGGCCUUCGUGGACUCCGGCGCCCAAGUCACAAUAAUGUCGCCAGAGUGUGCGUCUGCAUGCAAUAUCAUGCGCUUAAUUGACCGUCGGUACGGUGGUGUCGCGAAAGGCGUUGGGACAGCUGAUAUUUUGGGACGAGUGCACUCCGCUCAGAUCAAGAUCGGGGAUAUAUUCCUUUCCUGCUCAUUCGCUGUGAUGGAUGGCAAACACAUAGAUCUCCUCAUUGGGCUCGACAUGCUUAAGCGACAUCAAGCCUGCAUUGAUCUACAAGAUAACGUCCUAAGGAUCGCAGGGCAAACCGUGCCGUUCCUUAGCGAAGCAGAAAUCCCCAAGCACGAUGAACUCGAGGAUGAGCCGCUAGUGCGUGGUCGAGAUGGUGCCCUUGUUGGUGCCCGAUCAGGUGCAGUCGCCAAACCGGCUGGCAAACCUUCGUCCUCUGCCUCGCCGUCCCAGAUCAGGCCAGCAAAUUCUCCCUCUCCAUCUUCUUCCACACCAAGAAUUAACAUCCACCCUUCUCCCUCCGGGCCAUCAUCCUCCAAUAGCCCACACCUUCAACCUCCCGCUCAAUCCUCCUCUGCACCGGCCUCGCCAUGGCCCGCAGAGUCAAUUUCCAAGAUAACGGAUCUUGGAUUCACCCGGGAAGAAGCACUACAAGCUCUUGAAGCUGCUGGUGGUGAUCUUGAAGGAGCCAUAGGCUAUCUUAUUUAA